CUUUCCCACUAAUUCCGGUGCAGGUCAAGCCUUAGAAAGCCAGGCGAGGCUACAGAGAACAGUUCUCAAUAUGCCCUCCCAAGCACAGGUCGAGGUCCAGGGGUCGCUUCUGCUGCCGCUGCUGCUCCUGCUGCUGCUCACAUUACCAGCCACGGGUUUGGAUCCUGUACUCUGCUUCAGGAGCUAUGAGGAAUCCUCGGGCAAGUGCAAGGACCCCCUGGGGGAUGGCGUCAGUGUUGAAAACUGCUGUCUCAACACUGCCUAUGCCUUCCAGGAGCCCAGCAGCAAGCUCUGCCAAGCGUGCAGGUCUCCACAUUGGUCACCGUGGUCUGCGUGGGCCCCCUGCUCAGUGACCUGCACUGAAGGCUCCCAGCUGCGGCACCGGCGCUGCAUAGGCUGGGGUGGGCACUGCUCAGAAAAUGUGGCACCUGGGACCCUCGAAUGGCAGCUUCAGGCCUGCGAGGACCAGCCAUGUUGUCCCGAAAUGGGUGGUUGGUCUGACUGGGGGCCCUGGGCACCUUGUUCUGUCACCUGCUCCAGAGGGACCCGAACCCGUCGUCGUGUGUGUGAUCACCCCACCCCCAAAUGUGGGGGACACUGCCCAGGAGAAGCACAGGAGUCAGAGGCCUGUGACACCAAGAGGGUGUGCCCGACACAUGGGGCCUGGGCUGUUUGGGGCCCCUGGGGCCCCUGCUCAGGCUCCUGCCACAGUGGAACCCAGAGGACUGUGGAGACACGGAGCCGCACCUGUUCUGCACCGAAGCCGUCCACAGAGCCUCCUGGGAAGCCCUGCCCAGGGUCAGCCUAUGAACAGCGAGGCUGCACUGGCCUGCCGCCCUGCCCAGUGGCUGGAGGCUGGGGACCUUGGGGUUCUGGGAGUGGCUGCUCUGUGACCUGCGGCUUGGGCCAGACCCAAGAAAAACGAGCGUGUGAUCACCCUGCACCUCAGCAUGGGGGCCCCUUAUGUGUCGGUGCUUCCUCCCGGACUCACAUCUGCAAUACAGCUGUGCCCUGCCCUGUGGACGGAGAGUGGGGGCCUUGGGCACAGUGGAGCAUCUGUAGCCGCCCGGGCAUAAAACACAUAAGCUGUCAGGAAAUCCAGGGCCAACAGUCUCGCUCCAGGAGCUGCAAGGGCCGCAAGUUUGAUGGGCAGCGAUGUACUGGGAAGCUGCAGGAUAUCCGGAACUGCUACAACAUCCAGCACUGCCGCUGGAAAGGCUCGUGGUCAGAGUGGAGUAACUGGGGAUUGUGCAUGCCCCCUUGUGGACACAACCCUGUCCGCAGCCGUCAACGCCUCUGCAUAGCCCCACUCCCCAAGUACUCGCUCACCUUAACUACCGUGGAAGGUCAGGAUGAGAAGAAUGUAACCUUCUGGGGGAAACCAUUAACAAUGUGUGAGGAGCUGCAGGGGCAGAAGGUGAUGGUGGAGGAGAAGCGACCAUGUCUACAUGUGCCUAUCUGCAGAGACCCCGAAGAUACGAACCCCUGACACUCCUCUCUUCCACUCUGACUCCCUGACCUCCUAGAUCUCAAUAAACCAGCCUUUUCCCCCAGGAGUGGGGCAAUAGCAUCUUCUAGAGCAAAGAGCACAGCAUGAGUUAAGGUCACAGUGGACUGUUGGGAAAACCCUUUAUUUUUUUAAUGUGGCCACAAUUUGGAGGCGAGUAUCCAGCUCCAGCAUCCUUUCUCUGCUGCCUUAUCCCCAAAGUCUGCACCCCCUCCCCACCCAUAAUGCCCUGGGGCCACCCACACGUCCCUCUGCAGAGCUGCCUUAUGGGUUUCCUGAUUGGCUUACUUAUUUGUCUCCCCGCCUCCUAGAGCUCCCUAGGUUCCCACCCACAGGAGCUUCUUGGCUGCUCUUGUCAAUCCGCCUGAAUGGCAGCAGAGGCGUGGCUGAAGUUGGCAUCCCGCUGUGAGAGCACCUGCACCCACCCACUCCCAACAGCCCAAUUCCAAUGC
This is a messenger RNA of Condylura cristata (star-nosed mole), 1959 nucleotides long. It is a transcript of the gene CFP, whose product is annotated as complement factor properdin. The transcript has 9 exons. Lineage: Eukaryota; Metazoa; Chordata; Mammalia; Eulipotyphla; Talpidae. The record is from RefSeq and is a predicted model, not a curated record. Bases 71 to 1489 code for a protein of 472 amino acids.